Messenger RNA from Mya arenaria, 1723 nucleotides. RefSeq lists its product as uncharacterized. The record is from RefSeq and is a predicted model, not a curated record. The transcript is spliced from 4 exons. NCBI's taxonomy places the organism in Eukaryota, Metazoa, Mollusca, Bivalvia, Myida, Myidae. Bases 81 to 1709 code for a protein of 542 amino acids.
CUUGUAUCGGUUUGAUUUUUGAGUGCGUUAUUUAUGACUUUUUGAAUUUGGAGUAUUACAUUUAUGAUGUUACGCUUCUAAUGGCAGCCCAAAGUAACCGGAAGGGCCGAUUCAUUGUGGUACAAUGGAAAAGCAGUAAACCGAUCGACAUACCUCAGAUCGCUACAUUUGUCAAGGGAAAGUCAAAAGCAAGCCCUGAGAUACGACAUGGAGAAGUUAAGGAUUCGGCACUGUUGAUUUUCGACAAAGAAAAGGAUACUGAAUUCCUGAAAGAGCAAUGGAGGGACAGCGACUUCUGGAGGAUAACUUCACUAUUUGCCGUGGUGGAAUCCAACUCUUUACGGGUAACCAACUUGCCACAAUGCGAGCGCAGAGAAGCCCACAUCUUCUUCAACAACCCUUCCAUGCUUGGCGGACUCAGUUUUGCCGACUUAGACGUCGAUGUAAACCUCUUCCAGCCGCAUGCAGGCUCUUGUGUUGUGCAUCUUACUACUGUGGAAGAUGUCAAAAAGGCCUGUGAGAAACAAAAGAAGUUUAAAAAAUUCAAAAGUCAUCAUCAGCUGAAAAUCGAACCAUUCUAUGGGGAUAUUCAUGGUCUACAGACAGAAAUAGAAGUUGAACCAUUGAUAAUCGACAAUCUGAAUGCUCGAAAGGUUUCAUACCUGAAGGAUUUCUAUUUAGAUGAAAUAACUGAAGAUUUUAAAGACAAUUUCUGCACAAAUAUUGUCUGGGCUUUAGAUGGACUUGGUAAAAUUAAGUUUGAGUUUCAAUGUUCCCACGAUGAUCACAGAGUCAAACGCGGAAGAGAGUUUCCAGAAAAGAUACAAGCAAAAUGUCAGGAAUACUUCAACAAAAUUAUAGUUGAUGACAGAACGUUUGAUCAAGCUAAUAGCAAAGAUAUUAAAGAUGUUCUGGACCACUAUGCAGGCAGAAACGUUUAUAUUGAAGAAAUGUAUUCGGACAACAGAGUCGUGCUUGUUGGUUUGGAGGAAGAGGAAGAGUUAAAACAACUUCAGGAGAAGUUAAAUAAAAUUGAACCGCCACGACCACGCAUGACAAAGAGCAUUCCUUUUGAAAAACACAUAUUGCCAAGGCUGAUAGCUUUUAAGGAUUUGGCACUGUAUGAAGCUUUUGAAGCAGACUCUUUAGAUGUAACAGUUGACACUGAUAAAAUAACAUUGACGUUAACUGGUGUAAAGGAAGACGUGGAGAAAGCCGAAACAGAAAUCUGGGCCAUGUUGAACAGAAUUGUUGAACACCAAUUUGAAUUCCCCGAUAAAGCACACAAAGAAAUACUGACAACGAAACUGAUGACCGACAAAAUACAGGAUUGCAUCAAUGACCUAGGCACUAGGUGUGGGUUUACCACUGUCGAUGGUAAAAUAACGUUGUACGCCAGCGCAAAGGUACAGUUGGAACAAUUAGAACGAGAAAUUCUGGACCUGGUAUCUUUGGAGGAAUUGGAAUUUGAAGGAAAACUUGUUGACAAAAGGACGCUUGAAAAGAAGCUGAAGGAAAUCGAGGAAAACUUUAAACCAUAUGUAAAAAUAUCAUAUGAAAUGGCAACGAGCCUCCUUAAGGUAAAGGUUGUGAGUGGUAAGGAUUACCUGCCGUUAGUGGUUGAUAAACUCGAGAAAGAAGUAGAUGUUUUACUUCAAAGACGGGAAAAAAAUUCAUAUGUCACCGUACAUCUUGAAGUAUAUUUGUGAUAUUACUGCUAUGG